Molecule: messenger RNA, 1790 nt
Organism: Musa acuminata subsp. malaccensis (wild Malaysian banana)
Lineage: Eukaryota; Viridiplantae; Streptophyta; Magnoliopsida; Zingiberales; Musaceae
Product: serine/threonine-protein phosphatase PP2A-1 catalytic subunit
Biological process (GO): mitotic cell cycle
Cellular component (GO): cytosol; nucleus
Molecular function (GO): protein serine/threonine phosphatase activity
Source: RefSeq, a predicted model, not a curated record
CUCUCCGGAUCGACUCCUCCUCCUCCUCCUCCUCCUCUCUCUCUCUCUCUCUCCUCCCUCUCUUCCUCCUUUCCAAACCCUAACCCUUACCUUUUAUUCUUCCCAUUGAAGCUUCGAUCCGCCUGAUCCUCUUCUGCUGGGGCACGUCGCGGCCGCUUCUCCUUUCGAAUUCCGGCCUCCGAGAUCGGCUCCCGUCAACCGCAGAUCGGACGGGCCGGAGGUGGGGGGCUGGAAGAUGCCGUCGUACGCGGACCUGGACCGCCAGAUCGAGCAGCUCAGAGAAUGCAAGUUCCUGCCGGAGGCGGAGGUGAGGGCCCUCUGUGACCAGGCGCGGGCUGUCCUCGUCGAGGAGUGGAACGUGCAGCCGGUGAGGUGCCCCGUCACGGUCUGUGGUGAUAUCCAUGGGCAGUUCUACGAUCUCGUCGAGCUCUUCCGGAUCGGUGGGGAGGCGCCCGAUACCAAUUACCUCUUUAUGGGGGACUAUGUAGAUCGUGGCUAUUACUCUGUUGAGACGGUCACACUUUUGGUGGCCUUGAAAGUUCGUUAUAGAGACAGAAUUACCAUCCUUAGAGGAAAUCAUGAGAGCCGGCAAAUAACUCAAGUGUAUGGCUUUUAUGAUGAGUGUUUGAGGAAGUAUGGGAAUGCCAAUGUGUGGAAGUAUUUUACUGACCUUUUUGAUUAUCUGCCUCUUACAGCUCUUAUCGAGAGUCAGAUAUUCUGUUUGCAUGGUGGUCUAUCCCCAUCAUUGGAUACAUUAGAUAAUAUUCGUGCUCUGAAUCGUAUACAGGAGGUUCCACAUGAAGGUCCCAUGUGUGAUCUUCUCUGGUCUGAUCCUGAUGAUCGAUGCGGAUGGGGAAUAUCACCAAGGGGAGCAGGAUACACAUUUGGACAAGAUAUUGCGCAACAGUUUAAUCAUAAUAAUGGCCUAACUCUGAUUGCAAGAGCCCAUCAACUUGUUAUGGAAGGUUUUAAUUGGUGCCAGGACAGAAAUGUUGUUACCGUGUUUAGCGCGCCAAACUACUGUUACCGGUGUGGUAACAUGGCAGCUAUAUUAGAGAUUGGGGAGAACAUGGAUCAGAACUUCCUUCAGUUUGAUCCAGCACCACGACAAAUCGAGCCCGAUACUACUCGCAAAACUCCCGACUACUUCUUGUAGUCUCGGGAACACUUGGUUGGCUUAAAACGAAGUGUCUACCUUCAUGUAUGAUGUGUGAAAGUCAUUGAAAUGAGCUUCUGGUGGUUGGAAAUACCCCCAUAUUUAACAUUUUUGUUUGGAAGCUGUAGCGACUGGUGGUGCUGCUGGUUGCAAGGAAGUGAAUGCAGAAGCAGCAAUAAGAAGCAAGAUUAUCAUGUUUUAUACACAUUCUCUGUUCAAAUUGGAAGAUGCGAAUGUGACUGCCUGCUGCUGUUCAACUAUAAGUUCUGCAGUUGAUCAUUGGUGUUUCUUACCCUAACCAUUGUUCAUGGCAACUGAGGUUGUCUGAGUACUCGAGUCAGUGGAGGUCUCCUAAGAUUCCUUGUGCUUGCUCGGGGUUCUCUGGAUGACAGCAUCCAAUUUUCUGUUAAAUAUUAGGGCUUUCUUCAGGUGACUUGUCUGUGAAUCUUACAAUAUGAAUUGGUUGUGGCUUUGGUAGGCGUCCUUUUCUGUUAAAUAUUGUUGUUUUCUCACAUAAGACCUCAUCUGAGUUGGAGCAACACAGUCUUGUUCUCUGUUAACACUAAGUUCCAUCAAGAGUUGGGAUGAUUGAUGUUAUCAUGAAACGAGACGUACAAAAAUGCUCUCUUUGUCA